Molecule: messenger RNA, 1506 nt
Organism: Chlorella variabilis
Lineage: Eukaryota; Viridiplantae; Chlorophyta; Trebouxiophyceae; Chlorellales; Chlorellaceae
Product: expressed protein
Exons: 8
Coding region: 1-1506 (501 amino acids)
Biological process (GO): protein O-linked glycosylation via mannose
Molecular function (GO): glucuronosyltransferase activity; xylosyltransferase activity
Source: RefSeq, a predicted model, not a curated record
AUGAGCCUGAAGAAGCAGACGGCCGGAAUCUGGCCCCUGGCGCUGUGGUCGUUGGCCGCCACCGCCAUGCUGCUCUUCGCCGUCUCCGGCAGCGGCGGCCUAGGGUCGGUGCAGCGCCGCAUGCUUCUGGCCCGCCCGCUGGCCACCGGCGACCUGACGGGCCUGGCGGUGCUGGACCACCUUGUGAGCGGCCGGGUGGGCGGCGCGUCGGCAAACCUGCUGGCGGCAAACACCACGGCUUACAAGCGCGCCAACGAGCGGUGCCGGGCGCCCACGCCCGAUUCGCCGCCGCUGCCCAAACUGAAGCGCGCGGGCGCCUGGGACGGCGGCAAGCCAGCUGUCUCCGGCAAUGCCACAGCCAUCGUCACGCUCCACAUUGACAGGCUGCCGCUGCUCCAGGCCCACUGCGCCGUGUGGCCCCACACCGUCAUGGCUGUCGUGUACGCCCCGAUCUCCUCCGCCCGCCGCUUCACCUGCGUGGACGAGGUGGCCACGCCCGACCAGCUGCGGCGAGGCAGCUCGUGGCUGGCAAUGCUGGGGCUGGGCGGCGGGCGCUGCCAGUACAGCGGCUGGUCGCUGGAGCGCCUGCGGGCGCGCGUGCGCGACAUGCAGAAGCGCGCAGAGGAGACAGGCGUGUGCAACCUCCAGGCCGAGCUGUGGACCGAGGAGAUGACAGAGCAGCUGGGCGCGGGCGCGGGCCUCAUCCCGCAGGCGGCCCUGCAGAACAAGGCGCUCCUGGCGCUGCAGCAGCAGGAGCAGGACCUGGACAAGCGGCACGCUGUGGUGCUGCUUGACUCUGACAUUGCGGCGGUGGACGUGUGGCAGCUGCUCAACUCGAGCUCGCGCUGGGAGCGCGCGGCGCGCGAGAUGGGCGGCGGCGGCGCCCUCGUGCUGCCCGCCUUCCAGCUGUCGCCGCCGCGCUACGUGCACGAGGGCGCGGGCGGCGGCGCCGCCACGCUGCGCGGCCGCUCCCUGGAAUCGGCGGUGAAGAAUGCGAUGACGAUAGUGACGGCAGACGCCGGCAAGUUCCCUCUGCGGAAAAAGUUUGUGGAUGGCAAGGUCCGGGUCUUUAGUGACCGUGGCUUCAGCAGCAGCCAGGAUGCGGCGCUGCCGUUGCUGUGGUUUGAGGCGGGUGACAUGCACGGCGAUGAUGACGAUGGCUACCCCAUCGUGCCGCAGCCCGGCUUUGCGCCCUUCACAAUGAUGCGGCGGCAGCAUGUGCCCUGGGGCGACGAGCGGCUCCGGGGCAGCUACUACCACCGCGCAUGGCAGGCAUUGGUGGCGCGCUACAUGGGCGUGCGGCACAUUGUGCAGCCCAACACGUUCACGCUGCAGCUGCCGCACACCCAGGCGUUCAGCAUGGGCGAGGCUUCGCUCACCAACUUCCUGGCGAUGGAGCCCGUGUUCCGUCAGCUAGUGGAGGAGAUGGGGAUGGGGGUGUAUGUGCCCAUCACCAGCUUUGGGGACGACUGCCAACUCAACCUGCCGUAUGCAGAGGUGUACUGA